AUGUCGCCAGUGGUUGGUGUCAAGAAACACAAGCUCAAGUCCAAGUCGGAGCGAAGAAGCAACAAGUUUUGGGCGCAGGGAGCUCGAGAGGUCUUGCUCAAGGCUCAUCUGGCCGGCUAUGCUGAUGCACUCGCCCGAGGUCGCCGUGCCGAACGUGUUUACUUUCAAGCCGUGUGUCAGGAGUACCAUGCGCAGAUCCCAUGGCAUAUGCGCGAUGACGAGGAGCCCCAGUUACCAUUUCCCCAGUAUGAUCCCAAAGCACGAGAGGAACACGAGGAUUUGACAGAGGAGGAGCUCGUUAUCAAACGCGAACGCAAAAUCACGCUGAAUCGGCGGAUUCGACAAUGGUUGAAGUAUCGCACUCGCCGCAUGAGACGGGGGGACAACGCUGCCAUCGACAUCUUUGACACACUCCUCCUCAAGCUCGCUGGCGUAAAGAGGGUCAACAAGGCGCGGUCGGGUGUUCAGCAGUUCAUGCAUGAGGCGUACAACACAGUCAUUGCCCCCAUUGUCAACAAGGCUUGGGAGGAUAUGCCCACGGGGAGGAAGGCGGUAAAUACUCCGAACCCCGACAUCAACUUCAAAACCAAGAUCGCAUCAUCCCUCUUCCAGGCCAUGUCGAAGGCGGAGCAGGACGGUUACCGCAAGAAGGCAAAGCAGGCCAAGGAAGCGGCUCAGCGCGAGCAGGAUGAGGUCAGGAAUGGUCAAUGUAAGGAUCCAGCAGUUCGGCAGAGACGAAUCGAUGCAUUGGGCGAGUUCUUCGCGCCCAUCCUCCAGGGCAUUUACGAGUAUACUGGCCUACACACGACUGUAAUUGCUGGCGGACCCAUUCCAAAAUACAACGGCGAGUUGCGCAGCAUUCACAUCUCGUAUGGGCGGAGUGCAACUGUGGCUGGCACACACCUGCCUGAAUUUGCUGGUGAACGCUGGGAGAAGCAGGUCCUCUCACUGGUGCGAGAAUAUCUGAAAGCAGCCUUUGAUGAUAAGGAUAUCGAAGAAGCGGCGCUUCUGGAUGACCUGGCAACCGCAGCAUACCGCAUCGACCCCGACGUGGAUGCAGCUCUGAAAGCCGAUGAGCAGGAGGGCACCGAUUCCGAGACCGACUCAGAUAACUCAGACUCGGACUCUGACUCGAACUCGGAUUUGGAUUUGGACAGCACUCAGGAAACACAAAACCAGUCUCAUUGCGAGGUGUCCCUGCCAAGCACAGAUGGCGUGGCAGGCUCGAGCGGCCUGGGCGAGAGUUCUGGCGCAUCGGGUUUGCGGGCAGAGGCAGAGGGGAGGGAUGCGGCUCCCAGCCACCAUGACAUUGAUCAAUACACCGAUAGAUGGACAGCCCCGUUUGUGCGCAAGGUCAUUCAGACGGCGCUCCUCGACAACUACGACAACGUGAGAAUGGACACCGUUUCCCCGGUCGACCUCGUGACUGACACUAACCGACGCAUAUUCCGGAUGGCCGUGAACAAGAUUGUUAUGGAGCGCAUGAAACUCAGGAAUGAUAUGCAGGCACUCAUGGCAAAGCCAACGCAGUCUUCGCGGCCUGCGCCAAAGAAGCGCACUCGCCAGCUGGACAGCGCAUUGUCAAGGGCUGCUGGUGCUGCAAAGCGCCCUCGCCGUUCCCAGGCCGCAUAUGCAGAGCCUGCAUCCACGACGGAGCCUGCAUCCACGACGGCUGCACCAGCGUUGAGAGAAGGAACUGCCCCCAGAUCUGACACUCCUCCCUCCAUCUCUCCUUCUCGCUCUAUGCACAUGCAGUCGCCAUCUCCCAUACGUGAAGUCGUACCCCCUGCCAAUACGCGUAGAUCUCCUCCUUUUGACUCGCCUCGCACCACGCCUCACACGCCCCCUCUCAAUUUGCGCGCAAUCACCCCAGCCAUUGUCGUGGACCAAACCCUAGUCACUCGGACCGCCUCGCUCGACCUUCAGUUCCCACCCGAUGCCCCAGACUGGCUCAAGACGCGUGUCAAUGCUCUUGCCAAGACGUUGCUCGGUGUGCACUUCGAUGCACUCCUGCAGACGUUGGUACGGCUAGAGACCAAUCUAGGUUUCGAUUCGGAUUUCCACUCAGAAGUGCCAACAAAGCAUCGUCCCAAGGCUGUCGAAGACUGGAUGAAGAGCAAGACCUUUGUGGUUAAAGUCCAGCGCAGCGCAAAGCGGUUCCAGGAGACAUUCCACAAGUGGUGGAAUGUACUGCAGCCGGAAUGGCGUAUGAGGGAUUCGAAUGGGACGCUGGUGAGCGGAGGUGAUGCCCGGUACGGUAAGGAUACCGAGUGGGAUCCCAUUGAUUGUCCGGGACCUAAUGGGUGCAUCACUGUUGUUGCGGGAUUAGCCAUUUUGGGUGUGUCAAUCAACGAGGAGUCCACGCUAUACGACGAGUGGCUGACAAAAGUUGCUGAUGUCACCUGGAUGCUUGAGGGCUUGGCUCGUUCGAUGGACAGGCAGAAUUCCCGUUGGCCAAAGAAGACCAAGACCAAGGCUUGA
Mycena citricolor is the source of this 2481-nucleotide messenger RNA. The record is from the annotation of a GenBank genome assembly. Lineage: Eukaryota; Fungi; Basidiomycota; Agaricomycetes; Agaricales; Mycenaceae.